AAAAAGAAGAACUGGAAAAGGAAAAGGAAAAAGUUUGAAGAAGAAAGAAAGAAAGAAGCCGGUUUGUGCUGUCUAUAAAAUCUCCAACUGCGCCUCCUUGGCCCCUUCACUAUAAUAAAAUCAAUAUAUUCUUCUUCUCUGAUUUUCCCUCCCUCGCCCCCCCCCCCCGAAUCCUCUCUCUCCGAUGGCUUCGACUCAAGCCAGUCUCCUUCUUCAGAAGCAGCUCAAAGAUCUGUGUAAGAAUCCCGUUGAUGGUUUCUCUGCGGGGUUGGUUAACGAGAACAACGUUUUCGAAUGGAGUGUUUCCAUUAUGGGACCUCCGGAUACUCUCUAUGAAGGGGGAUUCUUCAAUGCCAUUAUGAGCUUUCCAGACAAUUAUCCACUCAGUCCUCCAACUGUGAGGUUUACCUCAGAGAUUUGGCAUCCAAAUGUUUAUCCUGAUGGGAAGGUUUGCAUAUCAAUUCUCCAUCCUGCUGGCGAUGACCCAAAUGGUUAUGAGCUUGCAUCUGAGCGCUGGAGUCCUGUCCAUACGGUUGAGAGCAUUGUCCUGAGUAUCAUAUCAAUGCUUUCCAGCCCGAACGACGAAUCCCCUGCAAAUGUUGAAGCUGCAAAACAGUGGAGAGAGAAGCAGGAUGAAUUCAGGAAGAGGGUGAGUCGAUGCGUCAGAAAAUCACAAGAAAUGUUGUGAUUUGAUGAUGAGUUGCUGUUUGGUUUCCGCUACAUAUUUUGUCUCGAGAAGCAUCAACUACGAAUGUUCUAUCUAUGUUCACGUGGGAGGGAUCUGUAGCAGUUAGAUUAUAUAAGAUUAGAAAGCCAUGUAGUACUCCAUUUUGGAUUUAGAAAAUAUCUGUUUCUUUUUGAUGAAUUUUUUUUAGAUAUGAAAGAGAGAGAGAGAGAGAGAAACAAAAAGAAAAGAAAAAAGAAAAAAAAUGGACUCUUUCACGUCUAAAGAAGAAGAGAUUAUGAAGUUUGGAAUUUGAGUUUUUGGAAUGUGCUUCAUCAAUCAAUUACCUUUUUCAACACA
Messenger RNA from Carica papaya (papaya), 1024 nucleotides. Its product is annotated as ubiquitin-conjugating enzyme E2 14. NCBI's taxonomy places the organism in Eukaryota, Viridiplantae, Streptophyta, Magnoliopsida, Brassicales, Caricaceae. The record is from RefSeq and is a predicted model, not a curated record.